Closterium sp. NIES-65 is the source of this 7008-nucleotide messenger RNA. NCBI's taxonomy places the organism in Eukaryota, Viridiplantae, Streptophyta, Zygnematophyceae, Desmidiales, Closteriaceae. The record is from the annotation of a GenBank genome assembly.
AUGCACCGGUCGGGCACGUUCCCCGUCGCCACACUCGACGGCGACGGCGACGUGAGCCCCUCCCGCGACUUUCCGUACAACUUCCCCCGGAGCCACAGCAGCGCCGUCCCCGCCGCCCUCCGCGCGGCGUACGACUCGCUCGACUCAGACGACCUCCUCCACCACGCCGCCACCCCGCCCGCGUCGCUCCCGCGCCACCGCCACCACUCCCCGCGCCACGCGCAUCCCCACCAGCAGCAGCAGCACGGCGCGAGUGCCCCCCGCCACGUGUCGUACCAGGCGGGGCCCACCUCGUCGCUCCGCCCGCAGAGACACGGCCUGCGCGACGACGGGGGAGGGGGAGCGGCGCGUUUCGCGCAGGACGCGCAGCACCAGCGCGCCGUCGCCGCGGGGCUGAGCCUUUCGCCGCACAGCCUCUCCCCGCACGGCCUCUCGCCGCACGACGGCGUGCUUGGCGGAGGCCCGCUGGGGGACUUUUUCGACGAGGGCGUGGAGGACGUGCGGGGCGGCUUGCGGGGGCACGCGCAGGUGGCGGGGCGGGACGUGGGGCAUCUGCACGCGGGGAGCCUGGCGCUGGACGCGGAGAGGGGGGAAUUUGGGGCGCUGGGGGAAGGCGGACGGCGGCAUGAGGGCCGGGGCAGGCUGGGGGGAGGCUUGGCCAUGGGGGGCUCGUUCGAAGGGGGGGCGCGCGGGGUGCAGGGGAGCGGGAGCGGAGGGGUGGGAGGGCACGGCGGUAUGGGCGUGGGCGCGAGCAGAAGUGGCGGGGGCGGCAGCAGGGUGUGGGCGCGCACGCUGAGCCACCAGGCCGCUGACCUGAGCAGCAGCAGUAGCAGUGGGGCGGGCGGCGGGCGGCACUUGCUGGGCGCGCAAUGGCUCGGCCUGGACCGAACUGUGGGUGGCCGUGACGUGACUGUAGCGAGGGGUCUGGGCCGCGUUGCCUUGGCUCAGCUGUGCCGGCAGAGAGACGAGCCAGCAUGUGUGCGUGUGCCCCUCACCCUGCCUCCUCUCUACCCUGUGCUGUCCCAACCCUCCCCUCUCUCCCUCGCACCUCCUCCCCUGCAGUCAUCAGGCUUCGAUGACACCGACAUGCUCGCCACCAAUGCUGUGCUGCCACGUGUCAACAGCCUGGCAGUGAACGGCAGUGGCCUCUUUGACUCAGACGACCUGUUGGACCUGCGCCACGGCGCCAUGGGGUUGGGCCGCGAUGGUGCGGGGCGGGGGGGGGCGCGGGAGAGGGGCGCGGACAUGGACGCUGACAUGGCGAUGGGGGGGGCGCUUGGGCUCGCCAGGCCGUAUGGGCGGGAGAAUGGGGGCGGGGGCGGGGGUGUUGGCGAGGGCAUCAAUCUGAAGCGCGUGUUGCGGCUGGGCGAGGCGGCGCGCAGCAACGAUGCGGACCUCGUGCACGCCAUCCUGCAGGACGCCCCCUCGCGCCACCCGCUGCUCUCCGCGCUGCACCCCGGCACGGGGCGCACGGUGCUGCACGAGGCGGUGGUGGCGGGCAGUGUGGACGCAGCGGCAGUGCUGCUCGAGUGGGGGGCCGACCCCGAUGGGGGCACCCCACCUCAGGAGGGUUUCUCGCCGCCGCUGCUGUGGGCGGUGCAGGCGGGCAGUGAGGAGUUGGUGCGGCUGCUGCUCACCAACGGGGCGGACAUCAACGCCACCGACGCCCACCGCUGCUCUGCACUGCACUACGCCUGCAGCACCGGCCACAGCUCCUCGUCUUCACCCUCACCAAUCCUUUUCCCCAUCCGCCCUUGUCUUCCCGCUUCCCUUCACAGCUCUCUGCUCCCUUCCCUCCAACUGCACUCUCCUUGUACCCGCAAUCCUGCCAUGUCUCGCCCUCUCUCCGUCACUCUCGCCCCCCACCUCCCAUGUGCCCACCGCGCGCCCACCAGGGGGAUAAUAAAGCUGCUGCUCGUGGCGGGCGCCAACAUGUAUGCGCGCAACAGUGACGGGCUCGUGGCGCAGCAGCUCACGGCGUCGGAGCGCAUCCGGGCGCUCUUCCGCAAGCUGCACGAGUACCACCUGCGCUCCACCGGAGGGGUUGGGGCUCAUGCGGACCACACGGGCAGCAACAGCGGCGGGGGGGAGGGUGGUGGGCAGCACUGGGAGGGCGGCCUGGAGGACACCGCCGCCUCCGCCCACACAGGGCUGCCAGGGGGGGCCCUGGGGCACGGGGAGGGUGGGCGGGCGAGGCGGGAGGGGCAGGGUGGUGCAUCGGGUGCGCGCGGGGUGGACGCCUUCCCGCUGUCUGCGUCGGUGGCAGCGCCGCCAUCGCGCGCGGACUGGCUGCUGGCCAAGAAUCGCACCAUGAGCUUCCAGAGCCCCUCCCGCGACACACGCCCCUCGCACCCGUCCCCCUCUGCGUCCAUCUCGCCCCUCUCUGCGCACCCCACCUCCCUGCCUGCCCGCUCCAUGUCCUUCCGCAGCCCCUCGCGCGACCGCCUGCGCCCCGCCGCCCACCACCAUGCGGCGCCGCCCUCCGCCUUCUCGUCCGCCGUUGGACAGCCCACGGGGCUGCCCGCGCGCACCAUGAGCUUCCGCAGCCCCACUCGCAGCCACGGGCUGCCCGGGCAGCGUGCGCACAGCCCCACCCCCCCGGAGGGCCAGGAGCAGGCCUUCACGGCGGCGUGGGAGGGCGCCCGCCGCGUGGGCGGCACUGACAGCCCCGCCGCGUCCCCCGCCCUCUCGCCCUCGCCACUGCCGUCCUCGCGCUCCGCUGCCUCCCCCACCCGCCACACUGCAGAGGCGGACAGCACCGCUGGCAGAGUGGGGAGUGCAGGCGGCGUUGGGGUGGUGGGAGGGCUCAGAGGGGCGGGUGGAGGGGGAGGGAUGGGCGUGGCAGGGAGGAGGGUUGGGGGCAGCCUGGCGGGGCGCGCGCUGGAUGGCGCUGCUGACAGGGCGGUGGCGGCGGGGGCAGGGGUGGGCAGGCGCCAUGGGGGCAGUGGCGAGGGGGGCGAGGGGGGGGGUAGAGGGGGGGGAGGGAGGGCAGCGGGGAGAGGGGUAGGGGGAGUGGGAGGGGGGCUGGUGGUGGGGCAUGGCGAGGUGAUGUCAGAUGUGGAAGGCGGUGCAGUGCGGUUGCGGCGGGCGAGAGUACCGGGGAGCAGCAGUGUGGGUGGCAUGGUGAGCGACGGCGGCGGUGCGGGCGAGUCACGCCUGGGGCGGGCCGCUGGCAGGGGCGCUGGUGGCACGGCCAGGGGGGGUGGCGGGGGGAGGGGUGGGGCAGAGGGGCGAGGGAGAGGGGCGGAGGUUGGGGGUCGGCGGGGAGGGAUGGUGCGCACACAGUCUCUGAGUGCGCAGGCCAUGAGUGCAGGCGAUGCGGUGGAGCGCGGUGGCAUGGGUGGCGAGGUAGCUGUGCGCGGUGACAGUGGCAUGAAAAGCCCCUCUGGCAACAGCAGACAGGGCGUGCAGCAGCAGCAGCAGCAGCAGCAGCAGAGAGGGGUGGUGAGUCCGGGAGAUGAGGAGAGGCAUGGGGGUGAGAAGUGCGGGAGUGAUGGCGGAGGAGACAGGUGCGCGGAGGGAGGAGGACGCGCAGCACAGCCUGGGGGGUUGGAUAAAAACAGAGCGAGGGAGAGAGAAGGCAGUGGGAAGGAGAGAGAGGGAAGUGGAAAGGAAAGAUUGGGAAGUGGGAAGGAGAGAGGGGGAAGUGGGAAGGAGAGAGAGGGCAGCAGCGGGGAUAUGGUGAGUGGGGAGGGUGCAGAGGGAUGGAUGGCGGAGUCGUCUCAGUCGGAGAGUGACCGCGGCGAGCAUGGGGGCGAGCAUGGGGGCGAGCAUGGGGGCGAGCAUGGGGGCGCGGGGCGCAGGGACGCAGCGAGGGGGGCGGGCAGGCGGGUGGUGGGGAGGGGCACGUCGCAGGAGGAGAGGGCGGGGGGGAGAGCCGCACCACCACCCACGCGCCUGGGCGCAACUGACCCACCGCCUGCUGCUGCCGCUAGUGCUGGCGGUGCUGCUGCUGGUGGUGCUGGGGCGGGUGGGAGGGGAGGGCAGGGGUCAGGUGGAGUGAGGCGGGUGGGCAGCAGUGACGCCGUGGGGGACGCGUCAGCGUCAGGCGGCCCGCGCUCCCCCCUGGCGGGGGCCUCCUCGCCGCUGACGUCCCCUUCUGGCAGCUCGCCGCCGUCGUCCGUCCCCCACGUGCGGCGCCUCGCACUGGAAGGCCGUGGCAGGCCGGGCAGUGGCAGUGGCAGCGGGGGAGAGGGCAGGCAGCAGCAGCACGGCAAGGGGGGCCAGGGCGAAGGGCCGCGGCGGCAGCAGCAAGGUGGGGAGGGGGGUGACUGGCCGUGCAGCGACACGGAGGUAUCUCUGCGCGCUCGCCAGCAACGCCGCCCGGGCCUCCGCUCCUCUGCACCCGGCGCCGCUGUGCCGUCCGCGUCCCCUCCGCCUGACAGCAUUGCGUCACACAGCAGCAGGGGAGGGGCGGGUGCAGCAGGGGCAGAAGAGGGUGCGGCAGGAGCAGCGGGGGGAGGGGGUGGGCAGCGCGUUGGCGGCAGGGAGGUGGUGACGGACGAUGAGAGCUUGCACGCCGCCAGGGGCCCUCGGCCCACCCCCUCCUCCCUGCGCCGCCUUGGCUCCGGUGUGCCGGGUGGUAGCGGGGAGGCGUCAGGGUGGGCAGAGGGUGCCUCGCCAGCACCAGCAGCGGCAGGGGCAGGUGCGAGGGGCAAAGGGGAGAGGCCUGGCAGCGCAGGGGGGAGGGCGGAGAGGCCUGGCAGUGCAGGGGGGAGGGCGGAGAGGCCUGGCAGUGCAGGAGGCAAAGGAGAGAGAGCUGGCAGCACACGUGGCGCUGCUGCCCGCGCUGCUGCACCCGCUUCUGCUGGGGGCACUGGUGCUAGCAGCAGUAGUGGUGGCGGUGGUGCUGCUGCCUCGAGUGCUGGCGUUGAGGGCAGCGAGGGCAGCGGCACAGCUGCUGCUGUUGCUGCUGCUGCUGUGACAGGCGCGUCUCCAUCUCCCUCCCAAGCUGCUCACCCCGCCUCCGCCACUCAAGCCACGCGUGCACGCAAGUCGGUGAAGUUCUCACUGCCCGCUCAUGGCAGCAGCCCGCCCAGCGACUCAGCACAUGGGGAGAGUCCGGGUGCAGCGAAUGGGGUGGAGAAGAGUGGCAGUGGGGAGGAGGCAAGUGGGGGAGAGCAGGGAGGGAGGGAAGCAUCAGCGGAGGGGAAGGCGGGGAGGGGCGGCGAAGGGGAGAAGAAGGGUGCAGUGCGGCCGCCCCUCUCUCCCAAACCCGUGGAGGCACGGGAGGGCGCGGAUGCACGGGAGGGCGCGGAUGCACGGGAGGGCCAUGUGGAAGGGAGUGGGGACGAAGCAUCUAGUGCAGGCAAAAGGGAAGGAGCUGCUCCGGCCUCCCCUGCCCUCGAAUCCAAAAGCACCGACCCCGCUGCCUCUCCCACGGCCGCUGCUCCCACCUCCCCACUCACCCCUUCCUCCUCUACUCCCACCGCUGCCUCUGCGCCGGAUGGUGGGGAGGCGGCGUGUGGAGCAGCGUCGUUCAAGUGGAAGAAGGGCGAGAUGCUGGGCGAAGGGGCAUACGGCAAGGUGAGGGCAUACGGCAAGAUGAGUGCAUACGGCAAGGUGAGUGCACACGGCAAGGUGAGGGCAUACGGCAAGGUGAGGGCAUACGGCAAGGUGAGUGCAUACGGCAAGGUGAGUGCAUACGGCAAGGUGAGUGCACACGGCAAGGUGAGGGCAUACGGCAAGGUGAGGGCAUACGGCAAGGUGAGUGCAUACGGCAAGGUGAGGGCAUACGGCAAGGUGAGUGCAUACGGCAAGGUGAGUGCACACGGCAAGGUGAGUGCAUACGGCAAGGUGAGUGCAUACGGCAAGGUGAGUGCAUACGGCAAGGUGAGUGCACACGGCAAGGUGAGGGCAUACGGCAAGGUGAGGGCAUACGGCAAGGUGAGUGCAUACGGCAAGGUGAGGGCAUACGGCAAGGUGAGUGCAUACGGCAAGGUGAGGGCAUACGGCAAGGUGAGGGCAUACGGCAAGGUGAGUGCAUGCGGCAAGGUGAGUGCACACGGCAAGGUGAGUGCAUACGACAAGGUGAGUGCAUACGGCAAGGUGUUUCUGGGGCUGAACGAGAUGACGGGCGAGCUGAUGGCGGUGAAGGAGAUCAAGAUGACAUCGCAGGGCGACGAGAAGGCGAUGCUCAUCGCAGCGCUGGAGCGCGAGAUCGUGCUAUACAAGAAGAUGCGGCACCGCCACAUCGUGGGGUACAUCGACAUGGAGAAGCACGAGGCUGACGGCUCCAUCUACAUCUUCCUCGAAUUCGUGUCGGGCGGCUCCAUCCACAGGUGGACUCCAUCCACAGGUGGGCUCCAUCCACAGGUGGGCUCCAUGCACAGGUGGGCUCCAUGCACAGGUGGGCUCCAUGCACAGGUGGGCUCCAUCCAUAGGUGGGCUCCAUCCACAGGUGGGCUCCAUCCACAGGUGGGCUCCAUCCACAGGUGGGCUCCAUCCACAGGUGGGCUCCAUGCACAGGUGGGCUCCAUCCACAGGUGGGCUCCAUCCACAGGUGGGUUCCAUGCACAGGUGGGCUCCAUGCACAGGUGGGCUCCAUGCACAGGUGGGUUCCAUCCACAGGUGGGCUCCAUCCACAGGUGGGCUCCAUCCACAGGUGGGCUCCAUCCACAGGUGGGCUCCAUCCACAGGUGGGCUCCAUGCACAGGUGGGCUCCAUGCACCGGUGGGCUCCAUGCACAGAUCUACUCCUCCCGAGCUCCCAUCUCCUCCUCCCGAGCUCAGAAUUACUCCUCCCGAGCUCAGAUCUACUCCUCCCCAGCUCAGAUCUACUCCUCCCGAGCUCAGAUCUACUCCUCCCGAGCUCAGAUCUACUCCUCCCGAGCUCACACCUCCUCCUCCCGAGCUCAGAUCUACUCCUCCCGCGCCCUGCUCUACUCCUCCUGCCCUCAGAUCUGCGCAUUUCGCGCUCAGAUCUGCACAUUCCGCACUCAGAUCUACUCUCCCGCGCCCAAAUCUGCAUUCCGCGUGCUCAGAUCUGCAACUCGCACGCCCUUGCUAG